Molecule: messenger RNA, 522 nt
Organism: Protobothrops mucrosquamatus (brown spotted pit viper)
Lineage: Eukaryota; Metazoa; Chordata; Lepidosauria; Squamata; Viperidae
Product: endophilin-A3-like
Exons: 5
Cellular component (GO): cytoplasm
Molecular function (GO): protein binding
Source: RefSeq, a predicted model, not a curated record
UGGAGACUUGGGAGUUACGCCGCCGCCGCCGCCGCUACUACGUCCCGAGGUGGGAGCAUGUCGGUGGCGGGCCUGAAGAAGCAGUUCCAUAAAGCUAGUCAGCUUUUCAGCGAGAAGAUCAGUGGAGCAGAAGGGACAAAACUUGAUGGAGACUUUCAAGAGAUGGAGAAGAAAAUCGAUGUCACUGGCAAGGCGGUGGCAGAACUCUUAUCCAAAGCUACAGAAUAUCUCCAACCUAACCCAGCCUACAGAGCUAAACUAGGAAUGCUGAACACGGUCUCCAAGAUCCGAGGGCAAGUCAAGGACACAGGAUACCCACAGACCGAAGGAUUACUUGGGGACUGUAUGCUCCGAUACGGGGGAGAACUGGGAGAGGACUCCACCUUCGGUGCUGCGCUGAUCGAUGUGGGAGAAAGCAUGAAGCAGAUGGCAGAAGUGAAAGAUUCCCUAGAUAUCACCAUCAAGCAGAAUUUUAUUGACCCUCUACAGCUACUGCAAGAAAAGGAUUUAAAAGAGAUUGGA